Messenger RNA from Nicotiana tabacum (common tobacco), 1860 nucleotides. Its product is annotated as zinc finger CCCH domain-containing protein 62-like. The record is from RefSeq and is a predicted model, not a curated record. Lineage: Eukaryota; Viridiplantae; Streptophyta; Magnoliopsida; Solanales; Solanaceae.
UGCUAUUAUACAGUUUGUAUUUACCUUCGGUUGAUCAAAUUUACCCUUGUCAUUACAAAUUUGCAGCUAGUUAUGUUAAAUGUGGGAAAAUCUAUACCAUUUUGUACAGUUCGAGGAUAAAUUUGACGCUUUAAAUGUGGAUUCGUGCGUCAAUGGGACCGUAUAAUUUGGGCAUUUGAAAUGAAAUGGUACUCUUUUGUUGUUGCUCUUAAAACAAGCUUCAAAGUAUCAGUCUAACUAAUUGAGAUGGCGACGAGGAGAGGAGCAAAACGCAGUGUUAUUGAAAUUUCUUCUUCUUCCGAACAAAAAAAUGGAGAUGAAGAAUAUGAAGGAAGCUCAGAAGAAUCAGAACCAUUAUCAGAAUCGGAUGACGAUGAUUUUGACUCCUCCGCCUCAAGCGAAAGCGAUGGUGAUUACGAAGAAUAUGAUGAUGAGGAUGAUAUCGAAGAGGAAAGUAAGGAGUCGGAGUGCGACAGAGUCCUUCGCCUUCUCCAAGGGGUUGGAGAUUUGAAGAAGCUAAAGGGAGAAUUGAGGAAGCUAACCUUGACGGACUAUAAAGCAUAUUUGCGGUCGAAUGGGUUGAGGUUAUCUGGUACAAAAGAAGAAUGUGUAGAGAGGAUCAUAGAGCACUGGAGGAUGAAAGAUGGAAAUGGUCAAAGACUAUAUCCCAGAUCAUCAUUUACUAUAAACUGCACCGGUGACGUAUGUAAAGGAGAUGUUGUAUUAUUCACACAGAAAGUGUACAAGAAUUUUGACAAGAUGACAAGGGGUGGAGAACUAUUAGGGAAGAGAACCAUCGCUGGGAGGAUUGUUAAGGAGAGUUAUGGUGCUACCAAACAACAGCAUACCUUUACGGUAAGGCUCAAGAGAAAUUUUGGAGUGCACCCAGAGAUGUCUGAUUUUAUAAGGGUUGAGGUGUUAUGGAGCCAAGGGGUUAAAAAAUUAUCUGCACUUUUCCCGUUGCUUGUGAAGGGACGGAACCUUUAUAAGUUGACUUUCAGACAGAGAUGGAAGAAUGAAAAGGAAAGAUUAGAAGUGCUUGCAGAGAAGCACAAACGUGGAGAAGCAGCAAGAUUUAUUAGAGCAACAAGAAAAUCAAAAUCAAUAAAGCCGACAAAAGUGUCCUCUAAAAAUAAAGGUAACAAGCGUCAGAAACUUGAUCAUCAUAGGAGGCCAAGCGAAAUGAUACAGACAAGCAAAGUAAAGAAACAUAAUUGUUCUAUUGAUGAACGCGGGAAAGCAAUGGUGAGAAGCAAAAGAAAAAAACACCGCCAUGAAAAGCCUCGUCCACCUGGGAGAUUGAAUUUGGCAGAGUCCAGAAAUAGUAGAGCCCCUAUGAGGUAUCCAAACAUUGUGCCUGCCAUUGGGGAGACCUCAUUACAGUUCAAUUAUCCUUCAACGAAUAAUUUCCGCCAUUUUGAAUCAGAUUAUUACGGGCUAGGAGGAGUACCAUAUUCGUAUUCAUCUAACUGGCAUUCAGCACCAAGAUCACAUUUAAGCUCUUAUUCCUCGUAUGCUCUGCCUGCUCCAGAUCAUCAACAAUAUGAUCAUGGAAGCUAUCCUAAUUUUUCAUAUCCUAGGUAUGUAUCUCAGUCUAGUAAUCAUUCCCGUUUUCUUGGCAUGGUGGGAACUCACAGAUCAUCUGGUUCAUUCCCAUUUGUAAACUAUGAACGUAGAUAAAACUCUUAGCUUUUUGUCUCUCUUGCUCUGACCCGUGCUGUGCGCAUAAGAGCAGCAAGGGGUCUUAAACUGACUUUUGGAGCAUUGCCUUGUUGUAAGUGUCAAUUUUCAAAUAUUUGUACAGCAAGUUGCAAAAGUAUUUAGUCUUUAAUUGGUAUUAAAGCUGUGAUCUCUUUUUUA